Messenger RNA from Rotaria sp. Silwood1, 733 nucleotides. Lineage: Eukaryota; Metazoa; Rotifera; Eurotatoria; Philodinida; Philodinidae. The record is from the annotation of a GenBank genome assembly.
UGAAAAAGAAUUAAUAAAAAAAACAUUAAAUAUUAUUGAAAAUACAAUUGAAAUAAUUCAUUGUAAAAUAUUAUCAAAUCCAUCAUUAAUAUCAAAUAUUGAAUGGUUUAAAAAUGAUCAAUUAAUUCUUGGAGAAUAUCAAGAACAAUUACGAAUAAAUUUUACUAAUAUAGAAAAUUUAUCAUGUCGAGCAAAAAAUACAGUCGGACAAACAGAUGCACGUAUUAAUGUUAAUAUUCUUUAUAAACCAAAAUUAUCUAUGAUUGAAAAUAUAACAUUAAAUCAAGGUGAUAAAUUACUUUUAAAAUGUUUAAUUAAUGCAAAUCCUUCAUGUCAACAAAUUAAUUGGUUUCAUAAUCAUAAAGAAAUAUUUAGUCAAUCAUGUGGACAACAACAACAUAUAGCUGAAUAUAUAAUAGAAAAUAUUGAUCGUUCACUUGCUGGAAUAUAUACAUGUGAAGUUAAAAAUUUAUUAAAUAUAAGUCUUGAUAAACAAUAUGAUGGAAUAUCAAAUAUAUCAACUGAUGUUCGUAUACAAUAUGCACCACUCAUAUUAAAUUCUUUUAAUAAAUUAGCAGUUAAAGAAAAUUCUGAUAUAACAAUAGAAUGUUUUGUUGAUGCUUAUCCAAAAGCUGAUAUAAUAUGGUUUGGACCAUUUGGUCAAAGAUUAAAUUCAUUUACUAAUGAAAAGGUUUACAAUAGUACUGUUAUAUCAUCUGAAUUACAUUGGUAA